GCGGCACAACAAUGGAGCUCAAAUAAUUGACUUUGGAUUGACACAUUCAGCAGAGAAAAGGGAAUUCUUCUUCCACUUGCUAUAGGAAACCUGUUCACUGUCUGUAAGAUAAUCUGAUUGUAGAGGAAAAAGAAAGGAAAGUAACAAUGGCGCUGAUGGUUCUGCCGGUGUUGGGCCCCAUCUCAGUGUCUGAGAGUCUUGUGGCCAUCGUAACGAUAUGCAUCGUGUAUCUCAUCAUGCGCCUCAUGCGCACUAAGAUUCCAGAAGGACUCCAGAAGCUUCCCGGUCCAAAACCUCUUCCCAUAAUCGGAAACGUCCUGGAAGUGGGGAACAAUCCACACCUCAGUCUGACUGCCAUGAGUAAGUGCUACGGCUCCGUCUACCAAAUCCAGAUUGGCAUGCGCCCGGUGGUGGUGCUCAGCGGAAACGAGACCAUCCGCCAGGCGCUCCUCAAACAGGGCGAGGAAUUCUCUGGGCGACCUGAGCUCUACAGCACCAAAUUCAUCAGUGAUGGGAAGAGCCUAGCCUUCAGCACGGAUCAGGUCGGAGUGUGGCGUGCCCGCCGUAAACUAGCACUGAGUGCUCUGAGGUCCUUUGCAACAGUGCAAGGAGAAAGCGCUGAAUAUUCUUGUGCUCUUGAGGAGCAUGUUAUCAAAGAGGGACUCUAUCUGAUAGAAAGAUUACACACUGUCAUGAAGGCUGAUGGGAGCUUCGAUCCUUUCCGUCACAUCGUGGUAUCCGUGGCCAAUGUGAUCUGCGGAAUAUGUUUUGGCCGUCGUUACAGCCACGAUGACGAAGAGCUAGUGGGUUUGGUCACCAUGAGCGAUGAGUUUGGGAAGAUUGUGGGUAGUGGCAACCCUUCAGAUUUUAUCCCAUUCCUGCGAUUCCUGCCCAGCAAAUCCAUGAAGAAGUUCCUGGACAUCAAUGCUCGAUUCAGUAACUUCAUACAGAAGAUUGUGAAGGACCAUUAUGACACUUUCGACAAGGACAACAUCCGUGACAUCACCGAUUCGCUCAUCGACCACUGCGAAGACAGAAAGCUGGAUGAGAACUCAAAUGUCCAAGUGUCCGAUGAGAAGAUUGUUGGAAUCGUCAAUGACCUAUUUGGAGCUGGUUUUGACACUAUCAGUACAGCUCUCUCCUGGGCUGUUGUCUAUCUAGUGGCUUACCCCGAGAUCCAGGAAAGACUAUAUAAAGAACUGAAUGAAAAGAUCGGAAUGGACCGUACGCCAUGUCUGUCAGACAGAUCUGAAAUGCCGCUGCUCGAGGCUUUUAUUCUGGAGAUCUUCCGCCAUUCAUCUUUCCUUCCGUUCACAAUCCCUCACUGUACCACCAAAGACACAUCACUCAAUGGAUACUUCAUUCCCAAAGACACCUGUGUGUUUGUUAACCAGUGGCAAGUCAACCAUGACCCAAAACUUUGGAAAGAUCCAUCCUCCUUUAACCCUGAUCGGUUCCUUAGUGCAGACGGUACAGAACUCAACAAGACUGAAGGAGAAAAGGUGAUGGUUUUCGGCUUGGGGAAGCGCCGCUGCAUCGGAGAGGCCAUCGGACGCAUCGAGGUCUUUCUGUUCCUGGCCAUCCUGCUGCAGAGGUUAAAGUUCAGCAUUAUACCAGGAGAAAUGCUGGAUAUGACACCCGAGUAUGGGCUCACCAUGAAACACAAGCGCUGUCAGCUGCAGGUCACGCCGCAGCCUGGGUUUGAACUAAAUAGCGCUGCAUCGUGAUCUAAACAAAAGGUCAUUAGAGUUCAAGAUUCAGUCUGUAAACUUCUCAUUUGUGAUUCCAGUCCUGUGAAAAGCUCGACAUCAGCUCACAAUGCCAAAAAUUUGAAAGAUGUUUGUAUCAAUCAGGUCAAGCAUAUGGUGUAUUUUAAUGCAGUAAUUUCAACCAUGCUGGACUGCACAGCUCAAACCCCAGAGACUGCACCUUGAUUUAUCAUCUCUUAUCAUGUAUACAUCUUCUUUUCAAAUGCAGGUUCACUUUCACAGCUUAAACGUGGGUUUAAACUCUUUCAUCCUUUCACAACUCAUGCAAAUGCUGAUAAAAUAUUUGUGCUUCCAAAUAUAGAGCAGACUAGCGCAGAUAACACUGAGUGCCUGUCGCAACUUUGCACGUUAAGCUGCUUUCACGCCAGUCUGUCAAACGAUACCUUUGAUUGUUAUAAGCUUUAUAGAGAUUCCUCAAACCACUGCUCGUCUUGUGACGACACAAACUGAAGCUAUUUUCUAAUAUUACAUUACGAUCCCAAAAUGUGAUCCACGUGUAAAUAUACAGCCAUUAUUACCAUGUGCCUGUUCUUCUGUUUGUUCAGAUUGUUGAAGUUUUAUACCUACUGUUUUGUAUUUAUCAAGGUGCUUCCAGAUAUCCGAUAUCGUUAUAGAUCAAUCUAGAUUUUCUUCCCUGAAUUAUUAUUUUUUUAUUGUUUAAUUGUUUAAUCUGUGACCUGAUCCUCUCUGUGGCAGAUGUUUUUUAUUUUAUAUUUGUAUAAUGAAGGAAUUUAACAUCUGAAGUUCUAAAGAUGUCAUUUAAUAAAUAAAUACUGCAACUGUGCUCUCAUACCAA
Myxocyprinus asiaticus (Chinese sucker) is the source of this 2565-nucleotide messenger RNA. Its product is annotated as cytochrome P450 1A1-like. Gene Ontology annotation, biological process: progesterone metabolic process; hormone biosynthetic process. The transcript is spliced from 7 exons. Gene Ontology annotation, molecular function: steroid 17-alpha-monooxygenase activity; oxidoreductase activity, acting on paired donors, with incorporation or reduction of molecular oxygen, reduced flavin or flavoprotein as one donor, and incorporation of one atom of oxygen; heme binding. NCBI's taxonomy places the organism in Eukaryota, Metazoa, Chordata, Actinopteri, Cypriniformes, Catostomidae. The coding region runs from base 147 to 1727 and encodes 526 amino acids. The record is from RefSeq and is a predicted model, not a curated record.